Fusarium vanettenii 77-13-4 is the source of this 1440-nucleotide messenger RNA. RefSeq lists its product as uncharacterized. Lineage: Eukaryota; Fungi; Ascomycota; Sordariomycetes; Hypocreales; Nectriaceae. The transcript has 3 exons. The coding region runs from base 1 to 1440 and encodes 479 amino acids. The record is from RefSeq and is a predicted model, not a curated record.
AUGGAUCCCUUUGGCGACUUCGCUCCCGCCAGACUUAUCAUCGAUCUUGGAGCUGUAUUUUUUCCCUCUUCGCGAAGGGCAGGGCCCCCCGACUAUGCGGAGUGGAAGAAAUGCGUCCGUCUCGGCAAGGACAAGAAAUUCCAUGGCGUCUGGGAUAUCCCCCUCAUCGGGGAUGGGGAGUGGGACUCACACACCAAUGAACUCGUUCAGGGAUGCAAUGAGAGUCCUGCUGUUCUACCGCCACAGGAUGCAGGUAGCAUUCGCCUUACAAUAUUCGAGGCACGCGGCGAUGGCCUAAUCGCCUCUGGCACCGAGGGUGCUUCAGGCUUUGCGGCACUCACAUCUCAGUGGAGAAAACACGGCCGUAAUCCGUGGUAUCACAUCAAGACGUACGAAACAUCUUCGCCCGCAUGUGUACAUAAAUACAUCCGUGUCUUUGAGGGCCAGAACCAGAGACGCCAAGUCAAAAUCGAAUGCCGUACUUUUGUACUUCCUAAGCUCGCUGAAGCACUUGCCAAUAACCCCCCUGCUCAUCACUUCCUUCUAGCAACGAGACUAUAUAUGGAACUCGAAGCACUUGACGUCUAUUAUCGCCCCAUCAGAGCCGAUCAAAACUGGAAACAAUCCCUUCUCUUGCAGUUCCACCACGCAUGCCUAUGCUCCUUCUCCGGUUUCCUCGCGACUCUAAUCUUUCAAGAUAAGAGAGGAAGGGAGGGUGAUAUUGAUCCCGCGUGGGCCGAGUUGCGUGGGUGGAAUCUCAAAGAGAUCACCAAAUAUUCGUACGCGUGCCGAAGUCUGCGGGAGAUGGGUGAAGAACUUGUCUCAACCACCGAAUCGUUGAUCGACGUCGUCAAAGGUUCACCUACAGUGGCUGGAGCCCCCCAAGCGGCGAUCAAAUUCAUGGUCAUCGAGGCAGAGUUACGUGGCUAUUGCCGAGAAGUCAAGGAGCGACUGCAGAAGCUCUCAGGUGGUCUUGAGCACGAUCUCAAGUUUCUCGAACUGGCCAGAAACGUAAACCAGGCUCGGGGCGUUCAGCAGCUUACACUUCUUGCCACCAUCUUUCUGCCACUUUCACUCGCCGCUGGGGUCCUCAGCAUGCAAACCCGGUUCAAAGAUCUGGGAAGCCUACUCUACGACUUCUUUGGGGUUGCGAUGUUGCUCGGGGCCACUGUCGUCAUUAUCUUCAUAAUCAUGACCAUCAUUGCUAUCAUCAAGGAAGCAGAUGGGAAACUGACGCGGUAUUUCGCGUAUAGGGAAAGGCUUCGACACAUAGUUAUCAAUCUGCUGAUACUCAGCCUAUUCUCAUACGGCAGUCUGGUUCUCUCCUCAUUUCUCGUUGGCAUGUUCAAGGAUGUUCCUCUCGGUGCCAAAACCAAAGAAGCAACCGGCAAAGAAAACGAGAGUGGAUGGCCCAGAAGGUGGUGCAGUCGAAGACAGUGA